Molecule: messenger RNA, 1669 nt
Organism: Cuscuta campestris
Lineage: Eukaryota; Viridiplantae; Streptophyta; Magnoliopsida; Solanales; Convolvulaceae
Source: the annotation of a GenBank genome assembly
CCAAAACCCAACACCCUGCUUUGCCCAGCGGUCUCAACGGCGAUCAAGAAGCUGAUGAAAACACAAAAAUGGCCCAUUAAUCUUCCAAAGCUUUCUUGAAUCAUUUCGUCGGAUUUGGGAAACCCCAAGAACCCUAACGAGCUCAAGAACCACCUCUGAUCUCUCUCCCUCUCCACAUUUUCUACUUUUCUUUGCUGGUAAAGUGAGGAAGUAGAUAAAGAAGCUUUCUUUGAAGUGUUUUACCCUAAAAUGGAACCGGAGAAGACAGAUGAACCCCUAACCUUUGGGUUUUCGGAACCCAACACUCCCAAAAUCCUUGGUUUGGUGCCAAUGUUGGAUGAGAGUACUGGGUAUUUGAAGAGUGUUCCCAAUGUGGAAUCUUUCCCGGUUGAUGCUGCUGAUGGGUAUAUGGAGAACAGGCCGUUGGCUGAAGGUUUGAGAGAGCCGGCAAUGGAGCUCGGAUUCACUAAAUCUGGGGAGAACAAGGAAGGAGGAGCAGAGAAGGAAGCUGAUCAUUGUAUGGUUAAGGACUCUUAUUCGGUGGGCGACUUUGUUUGGGGGCAAGUAAAGUGGCGCCCGUGGUGGCCAGGCCGGAUUUAUGACCCCUCUAAUGCUUCUGAGUUUGCCCUGAAGUACAGGCAGCCUGGUAGGCUGCUUGUGGUUUACUUUGGGGACAGCUCCUUCUCUUGGUGUCUCCCGUCACAGCUGAAGCCCUUCGCGGAGAGCUUUGAGGAAAUGUCAGGGCAGAGCGGCGUGAAGAGCUUCCUCAAUGCUGUGGAGAAGUCCCUUGCUGAGAUCGGGACCUUAUUGGAGCUGGAAAUGAGCACUUGCAAGUGUAGGCCAUUGGCUGGGAAUGCUGGAAUCAAGGCGCGAGUUCUUGUGCCGAAUUGUGAUACCCGCAAGCUUUCGCUGCCUAGAUACGAAGCUCGUUUGGUUCUUGUGAUGUUGAGGAACCUUGCGCAGGCCAUUUCGCUUCCUAAGAUGGAGACUGUUGUCUUGACCAAGUGGCUAUCUGCUUUCUACCGCGCAAAGGGGGGGUACCCAUUGUGCUGUUUUCGCGAACCGAAACCCAUUGAAGGGCUUGAAGACAUGUCCACAUUUCUUGCUUCUGACACGAUUGAUCUCAACGCCGCAAUAGUGCAGGUUCCUAUAAUAAAGUGCCCGGUGAUUGCUGAUAAUAAGGUGUAUUGCCGAAGGAAAGAAAAGAGGAAUCCUAUGGCCAUUGCAGAUGAUAAAAGCUUGAAGAAAAUGAAGGCUAUGGCCAUUGGGUGCAGAGAAGAUGGUUCUCUUGACAAUUUGAAAGUUCCCAAUAAAGAAGAACAUGAGAGGAGUCCUCUUCCAAGGAAGAGGAAGAAGAGCAAGCAUCUAUCAUUUCCCUAUACAAGCUCUGAAAUUGGUAGUACACUAGUGCUCCGUCCCUGUUCGGAUGCUCCAUUGAUGGCUCCAAAUCCAGAACCCGUGCUUCCCUCGGACUCUGGGUACGAGGACAUUCUCUUGUUCGGUUCAAUCAAGCGAAACAUCACCGUUCUCAAAUGUAUGCUGAAGAAACGCCGCGGGAUCAUUUCACAGGAGGAGAAAGUUUACUUGGAGACUGAGCUCAAGCUACUGCUGGAGAUGGUAAGAACAAUGGUUGCUGCCCCAUGAUUAAUAAUGAAUGGCUUGAUAAUUA